AUGAACCCCAGCGAGGAUAGAGAACACAUAAUCUCCAUCCAGUCACAUGUACUUGAUGGGUUUUGCGGAAACAACAUUGCUUCUUUCGUGUUCAGGAGGAGGGGGCACUCCCCCAAAAUCUGCAAUACAGUUCAGUACUACUCCAAGUAUAAGCACGUGGGGGUUGAGAUGAAGCAAGAGGAAAUGAAAACCAUUUUGAGUGCAUUGAAGGCAGACCUAGUCGCCACGUGGGGUGGCAACCGCGGAAGUGGCGUGUACUUCCUGACGGGCUAUAUAAAAACGAAGGAUUGCGUUGAAGAGGUGAGGAGCCACAUCUGGGAGAUGAAGACUCAGUACAAAAAAAAAAAGGACACUCAGAUGGAUGAUUGUCAAGCAGACGCACCGCUGGACAUAGAAGUAAAAACGAACGGCCAUGCUGCUGAAUGGUAUAGCGGGAACUCAUGUGCAGAUGAUUCCUCCUUCGGAAAAUUACUCAACGUAGACUUCCUUUGGAUUUGCGACCCAGUAAUGGGAGACAACGGCAAGCUAUACGUGGAUAAGGAUGUCGUCUUUGCGUACAAAAAGUGUAUUCCCUUUGUUGACAUCAUGACCCCAAACCAGUUUGAGUUAGAGUUACUAUGUGAUAGGAAAAUACAGAAUGAGAACGACGUAAUCACAUGUAUUCGUUUUUUACUAAACAGAGGAGUCAAAUUAAUUGUCGUAACCUCUGUUCAGUAUUUGUUUGAUAAAGACCACCUGUACUCUUAUGUUGGCUACCUGAACAGCCAAGGAGAACUGGUCGCCUUUAAAUAUAAAAUAAUUAGGUUUGAUUUUAAUGCGUGUGGUUCGGGUGAUUUGUUCGCGGCGCUGCUGCUCUCCUUCGUCAUUAGGCACCGUGGAAAUGUCCUGCUCAUUGUUUCGAAGGUUUUGAACAUCGUACAUAAUGUAAUAAAGAACAGUCUAAGCUCUGGGGAAGUGAACAUAAUAGAGAACCAAGAUAUAAUCGCCAGCGACGGACUUUGUGGCAGCUUCAUUAAGGCGGAGCCCGUUUGUACAGCCUAUCCCACACCAUAA
Messenger RNA from Plasmodium fragile, 1053 nucleotides. RefSeq names its product pyridoxal kinase. Gene Ontology annotation, molecular function: pyridoxal kinase activity. The transcript has 3 exons. The record is from RefSeq and is a predicted model, not a curated record. Gene Ontology annotation, cellular component: cytosol. Gene Ontology annotation, biological process: pyridoxal 5'-phosphate salvage. Lineage: Eukaryota; Apicomplexa; Aconoidasida; Haemosporida; Plasmodiidae. Bases 1 to 1053 code for a protein of 350 amino acids.